AGGAUGUCUGUUGAAGCUGGGAAAGUUAUUAAAAUUUACACAGCAUGAUUUUUUAGUUGAACAACAUAGAAUUUUGUGUGUAUUAAUCACUAUGUGUUUGAUGGGAAUUUUCUCUGCUAGUGCCUAAACACACAAAGAAUAUCAACAGAUAACUUGUAUUUUCUAUAGAUUGUUUUUUUGUUUGUUUGUUUGGAAGUAGAAAGUGAUUGUAUCGUUUAUGUAUGUAAACUGUGUAUUUAAUAGGAUUUUUAGCUGAAAGAAUUUGAAAGUCAUCAUUAGGAAUGGCCACCUUAUAACAUGAUAACUGGAUUUAAUUAUGGAUAGUACAUUGUGACAUGUUGUAAUACAAAGGAAUUCUUACAAUGAGGUUAAAAAUGUUCUUUAGCAAUGUUUAGGAAUUUACAAAUCAAAACCUUGCAAUAAGUGAAAAUGGCAGCUAAUGCAACAGAAAGUGACAUAAGUUCACUAACUAGUACAAAAUCUGUGUUUCAUGGAGAUGUUAUCAGGUCAACAGCCUCAUUUUCAUCAGAAUUGUCAUCAUCACAGCAUUCUUCAACAGCAUUACUUUCAGGGUCGUCAGCAACACUACAUAAUGAUGUCCCAUCCACGUCUACUCUACAAGAUUCAUUAGCAUCGAGUCAUAGUGCCUUCUCCACCGUUCAUCAUGCCAGUUCACAGUCAGUAUCAUCAACAUCUCAACCACUAUCAACCUCAGCCACACCACCUUUGACCUCUGUCAAAGAACCGUAUGAAACAUCAAACUACAAAAUUUCUAGUCAUUCAUCAAGCCCUGUGAAAUCAAGUGGAAUAGAUUCCGUGCAAUUGACAUCAAACAUUUCACCGUCAUCAUCAGUUGUUUAUCCUAGUUCUUCAUAUAUUCCCCCAGUCUUGCCAAUAACUACAGCUGCCACCAAUGGUAGUGUUUCAUCCACUCCAUCAUCUUUAACAGAUAACUUGACAUUAAUCCUUGGAAUGUCUUUAUGUGGAGUUGGUUUACUGAUUCUUUUAAUCAUAGUUUUGUUUGUCUGUUGCAAGAAAAGAUCAACCACAAAGCAACAAACAGUAGAAACUGUACAGAUUGGAGACCUAUGGGCCAGUAACCGAGGAGAUAUAUCUUAUGCACCAACAUUUGACUCAGUACUAGAUACAGUAUCAGAAUCACCGAAAGUUCAGAACAAAACCAGUAAAGGUUGGUCUGGAAAAAAGAAGUAUAGAAUAGAUGUACUAUACCAUGUACUGUACCCAUACACAGCCCAGGAUGAUAGUCAACUUAAUCUUGACCUUGGUGAUGUUGUGACCUUGGUAGAGAAGAGAGGAAAUGGAUGGUGGAAGGGUAGGAUAAAGGACAAAGAAGGCUGGUUUCCUGGCAGCUAUGUGGAGGAGACUGGUAUAGGAAAAGGUAGAAUAGGAUUGUCAGUGUACACAUCUAACCAUCAUUUACCUAAUGGACACUCUCCAGUCAGUUCCUUUCUAAAGAACCAGGAUCUAACACCAAAACUAGCCAAAUCUACCAUUAACAGAAACAGUGCACCAGUCUUCUCAUUUGAUAAAAAGUCUCUAGGGAAGGAAGUAUCUAUACCAAAGGUACCUACACCUACAUCCUCACCAUAUCAAAGUCCGCCAGCUAGUAAACCUACCUCACCAAGUCAUAUUCCUCAUAGUUAUGGCAAGGUCAUCACAGAAAAUGUAGGAGGAAGACGGUUUUAUGCUUUAUAUAGCCACGAACCAAACUUCUCCAAUGAACUACAAUUAGAUGUGGGAGAUGUUGUUAUUGGUAUUGAGAGAGAUAUGAAUGGUUGGAUGAAAGGAAGGAAGAAAACAUCUGAAGAAAUUGGAAUGUUCCCUGCUAUAUAUGUACAAGAAAUCUCACAGAAUGAAGAGCCAUUGGGGUAUAAAGACAAACAGAGUGUAUAUGAUCAGCUACCAGUGUGUAACAAUGAUCUGAGUACAGCUGAAUACAUUGGAGUGGAGCAUACAGCUGUCUGUCCCUAUGCUGCAGAAAAUGAGACAGAUUUGUCCUUUGACAUUGGUGACACCAUUAUAGUAUGUCAGACAUUAGACAAUGGAUGGUGGUAUGGUUGCUAUGAUGACCAGUUUGGCUGGUUUCCUGGCUCAUAUGUUGAGAUGGCUGCAGAUGAGAUAGAUGGACCAGUUUCAAGGGAUGUAACUCAAGAAGAGGAGAUAACCCAUGAUGAUAUACCAGACAAAAUUGUGAUUCAUGACACACCUUUAGAAACUACAAUUGACAAGGAUAUAGCAGCUUUAUCACCCAUUAAACCGCUUGGUGGUCAUAGAUCUGAGGAUGAAAUCUCUCAAAAAUCUACAGAGUCUCUGGACCAAAAGGCAAAAGUCUCAAAUGGUUUAUCAAAAGACUCUCCUAACAAAAGGAGUAAACUGCCAAAGUCUGUGAGGCCAUCAAGGCCUGCUCCACCUCCCCCUAUUCAACAUCAUUCAACACCUGAAUCAAAAACAAACUUAAUGGAUAAAUUUAAUAAAACUAAGAUAAAUAAUAGUGUAAACAAAAACAAUAGUCAGAUUGGAAAACCAGAAGUGCCAAAAAGAUAUAUAAAGCCAAAAUUACGUAAAGUGCCUAAAAUAAAAACAAAAGCUGGUAAUGAAUCUGAAUUGUGUAGAAGAAAGGUUAGGUCACCACCUCCUCCUCGGCCUGACCCUCCAAAAUUAUUGAAAGAAAAGUAUAUGAUUCGUCAGGAAAAAGCCAACAGUGUUUAUCCAGAUUUAAGAGAUGUUAAUUCUACUCCAAAUGUAUCCCUGACAGAUGUUGAUACUAGUAAUACAAAAUAUGCAAAUGAAACAAGAAACGAAUCACAAAAUAUAAACAAUGAAAGUGCAAUUUUACCAGAUGAUACUCAAAAUGUGACUAGUUUCUUAGAGAAUACUGCAACAACUGACACAAGUAUAGGUAAAAUGUCAGGAUUAACAAGUUUGUCUAGUAGUGUACAAGGGGACAGAACUCAUGAUCAGUCUGAACUGACAAGUGUGUCUGCGAUCAAUAUGUCUGAUAUGAAUGAUUCUAGACAGUUAGUUAACCGACAGAAUUCUAUGGACAAUAGUCAGUCAGACGAAAGAAGUGCUACAAUAGGAAAUCAAAAUGUAAUUUGUGAGCCUUCUGUGGAACAUAGUGCUGCCAAUAAAGUAAUAAAUGGUGAUAUAUUAGAUCAUCAGAAUGCUGGUAAUCAAAAACCUGCUCAAAAAUCUGACAGUCGAUUACCUUGUAAACUGCCUCAACCAAAAUCACAUAGUAUGAGGGAUGACUCUCCAAAACCAACUUUAAUUCCAAAAUCACAAAGUUUGAGAAGUGAUGGACCAAAGCCUCCUCCAGUGGCUCCAAAACCAAAUAAAAAUCACCUUAACUCUCAAUAUGAUGGGGAACCAGGCUAUAGUGAGGUUGGGACCAGUUUGGUAGGUGAAGAUGUAGCAGAUGGCCCAGAUAAAAUCAACUUUUACCAAAGGCCACUGAGCCCAAUUUAUAGUAAAAUAGACAAAAAGUACAUUGUGCCAAAUCAAAAGAACUCUGUGAAUUCAAAAGAUAGGAGUUUUGAUGAUCCUGAGUUGAAUAAUGAACAAAAACUUACAAAUGAGAUUAUUGAUAAUAAAGAAACUGGAAUUGAUAAUCAUAUACAGGAAAAUGGUUUGAAAAAUGCUCAUAUAAUUGACGAUAGUGAUCAAAAGAUGGCUGUUAUUUCUGGAUCAUUGAGUUGUGAUGCUACAGAAAAAAAUUCUAUAUCGGGUCCACAAAAUGUUUCAGAAAACAGACAAUCACAAGACAAUGGUCCCAAAACUUCUUCAAUUCCUGGACCGGCACAUUCAUAUCAGAGAAAUAUUCCAAAAAGAUUGACUAGUCCUGCUGUUAAAAACAAACAAUUACAUGGAAAUACUUCUAUUCCUAAGCCAAACUUUAGUCCAACCUCAAAAACUCAUAUUGAAAAUGUUGAGGAAAAUGAAAACGAAAAUAAAUCAAAACCUGAAAGACCAUCAAGACCACCAAAUGUUGUGAGGCAUAGUAGUAUGACUAGUCCCUCUCCAAGCAGACUGCCAAAAGUCGAAAAAUCAAAAAGCUUGUUAUCAGAUUCACCAAAUAUGAGUAGAAAAUUUCAGAGACAAAAAACUGCCAAAGAUAGCAGUAAAAUUCCAAGUGCUAUACCUAAAAGUCCCAAACAGAAAGCCCCAAAUCCCAUGGGCUCAUCACGAACUGCUUCCAGUCCUUCAAGACUUCCACGGAAAGCUAUGAAUGGAAUAGUUAGUCCCAAGCCAAAGAGACCACCUCCUCCAAAGACUCCUCCAGCUUCACCAGUGACUGACAGCCCAACAGCUAUUACCUUCAGUCCAGAUUACAGCAGUAAUCACAUACAAGAAGAUGGUCACCUACAGAUCAAUGACACAGACAACAGACAAAAUGCAGGAAGUUUACUGAAAAAGGCCAUCACAUCUUACACUGCUCAGAAUGAAGAUGAAUUGUCUUUCCAAGAAGGAAGCUUUAUCCAGGAAAUUAGUCAGGAUGAUGAAAGUGGUAUAUGUGUAGGGAUGUUACCCAAUGGUGACACAGGCUUGUAUCACAGAAGUUUUGUAGAAGAUUCCUGCCAUGAACAACAAAGUGUUGUGUGAAUUACAUUGUAAUAAUAUGUUUAGUCAGUUUUGAUUUAACAACAAAGUGUUGUGUGAAUUACAUUGUAAUAAUAUGUGUUUAGUCAGUAUUGAUCAAAUCAAUCUUGUUAUCACUUUUAUUGUUGGAUAUGAUCUGCUAAUAGUUUUAUUCUUUUCUCAGUUUUUUUUGUUAGAUGAAUCAUUUUAAAUUGGUGCAAAACAGAAAUCCACUUGCUUUAUGUAGUCUUUCAGAUUCAAAUUCUACUCGUUAUUAUGAAUUUCUACAUUCAACAAUUAAAUUACCAUAUAUAAAAAGUAUACAAAUCAUGAUUUCAAUUUUUUUAAAGUAUUCUUUCACAUGGAAUCUUGGCAUCAGUUUUAAAUUUAUCAUGUACAAGGAUGAAAUAUUAUUGGUAGAUUAAAACCUCCAUGAGCUAAUAAUAAAAUCUUUGUUAGAUUUAAACUCACCAUUUACUAUUUAUAGAAUCUUGACUUAGGUUUAAACCUGUCAUGUACAAGGAUGAAAUCUUGAUGUUAACUCUAAACUCUUAGAUAUUGAUGGUAGGUUUAAACCUCUGUGAGCUAAUGAUUUCCACUCUUAGAUAUUGAUUGUAGGAUUUAUUAACCUCCAUGAGAUGAUGAAAUCUUUAGGUUAGAUUUAAACUCACCAUGAACUUUUGGUGGAACCUUGACGUCAGUUAGAAUUCAAUACUUAGAUAUUGAUUGUAAGUUAAAACUCAGCUAGUUAUAUCAUGAAAUAAUGAUAGUAGGUUUCAACUCACAUCAUACUGCAAUGAAUUUAAGUGCUCAUUAUUUUUUGUCCUUAAUACAGUAUCUGCCAUAUACAAUACUUUCAAUGCAAUAUUUAUACUAAGUCAGGUUUUUUGUGCAAUAUUAUAAGUCACAUAACUACAAGUCAACAACAAUUCAGUUGUCAUAUUGUGUUAGUUAUAUUAUUUUUAGUUUUAAUAUUUAAUUUUAUUUAAUAAAAAACAAACAUUUUAUAUUAUGUACUUGUCACAAUUAGUUCUUGUCUCUUGCUUUGUUAUGUUAGAGUAUAGAUUAUUUUUAUUUUAAAGAUUUGUAUUUGUAUAUAUAUAUAUAUUUGAAAGAAUAUGAUGCCAUUACUUUAAGUUAUAUCAGUCAUAAUAUCUUAUCUUUCAGUUUUGUUUUAUGUGCAAUGUUACAAAUUAAUCAAUUUCAAUAAUUAGCUUUGACAUUUCCGAUUGCAAAUUAAAUCAUGUUCUAAAAUUCUCAUUUCUCAUAGAGAAACACACCAAAACCUAUAUUUGAAUUUGAUUUCUAUAAAAAUGUUCAAAUUUUUAUAGAAAAUAUUAAGUUACUUUAGAAUAGCUGACCACAGUGAAAUCAGUGUGUUAAAGACAAAAUGCAAUAUAUUUUUUCUUAGAUUAAGAAAGAAAAAAUGCACAUUAAAUUAUCAAAAACAAGUUGUUCUUCAGGUAUUUUUUUUUAGCAAUUUCCAAAGGGCCAAACUAAAUAGAUUAUGCAAUGUAUAUGUGCCACAAAUUUUAACAAUUCUUAUUUUAAUUGUUUUGUUGAGUGUGUUGAAUUCCGUCAGUAUUGUAAGUUUGAAGUUCUUAAAUUUGAAAAGAAAACCACACCUCAUUCUGUGACACCAUUUCAACAAAAAAUCUUCCAAGGGAAGAUAACUGUUAAUAUUCUCUGUAUAAGAUCAAGAUUAGUAAUGAAAAGACUGUAUUUUCCAUUUAGGAAAGAUGAAAAGGAUCAAUGGAAUUUUUAAACCAAUAUUAUUAAUAAUAUGGUUGUUUAAAAUAAUAUUGGAAGAGUAUAUAGGUAAAACAAUAUAUAUGUGUGUUAAUGGUUACAUCCAUUUUAAAAAAGGAUCAGUUGCAAUGAAAAUUAUCAAAUUUGGUAGUUAUGAUGGAAAUUUAUAUGUGAAGGAUUUGAAUAAAUGUUGACAACUCAGACAUUCAGAAUUAUAAUGAUCAGUCAUUUUGUUAUUUGUCAUCAGCUUUUCAUGAAUGCAUUUAGCCAGUUUCAUGUAAAUACCUAUUAGAUAAUAAAAAUGAUAUUUUGAAAUAUCCUGUUCGACAUAUGUCCUUCCUACAUAUCAAAGUUUUCCCUGAAGUUUCAUUGGACUUGUCAACUUUGAGUUGUACCUGUGUUUUAAACAUCUUGCAAAUAUCAGGAUGAAGACAAUUUACAGUGUAACCUGCUAUAAGUGUCAACAUCUAUUAAGGAUGUACACCUCUGAGGAGCCAAAAAUUUCUAGAAUUAAACUUUUUUUCUUAACCUGAUUUUUGGGUUUAUAUGACUAAAAAAGUUAUUGAUGAAGAAAAAAUCAUAUGGUGGUGCACUACUUUUUUGCUACGGCCAUUUGAAAGUACCCCAUUUAUAUGAUUUUCCCAUUUUUCAUUAAUUUUUACCCAUUUAUGGGCUAUUAUCAUGAAAAAAAAUCCCAGUUUCACAAUUAAACUUUUUUUCAUACUUUCACUAAAGAUGAAGUGGACCAAUCUGAUUAAAUUUAACUUAAAAAAACUAUAGGUAGGUGUUAAUAUAAGAAAGUUUUAUAAAAUUUUGUUGCUUUUUCGUGUCAAAAUAACCAUGCUGUAAAUUUUGUAAAUUUGUGAUUUUUCUCCUUUUUUUUAGAACAAAAAGCAUAUUAUAUCAACUUCUUUGUUAUGAAUGAUUGAAAAAUACAUAUCUAAGAAUUUUGAAAAGAAAAAUUGAUUUGGGAUGUACAUAAUUUUGGUAAAUCAUUUCUUUGUACACUUCACCCAUUUUCUCAAACUUUUGGCUGAUGGCACUGACCCGAUUGCUUAUAAAAAUAGAAAAUGUUAUUACUCAAAAACUACUUAUUGUAAGUACCCAAUUUUUUCACAUAGUUUAGUUUGAUUAAAAUAUUCUUUAAAUUCAUUGAUAUUUUCCACUUGUAUCACAUGGUUUAGAAAUAAUUCCAGAACGAGAUUUCAACGAGACUGAAACAUCAGAAUACAUCCCGAAGUGAAAACCUGACCAUCUACUUAUCCAGGUGUAGUAAUAGAUAUGCAUUUUGAACCUCUACUCAAAGGGCACCUCUCUUUUAACGUCACAUUUUUUUUUUUGGUCCCUAGGAUUAGGAUGAACUUUUCGUACAAGAUGGACUGUUCUUGAUGGUUUUCCAAUUUUCAAGCUAAUAGUAAUCAUCGCUUAUUUUCCUUAGUUCACAAUAAAACUUAGCAUCUAUCGAGUAACCAUAUACACACAUAAUACAUAUGUUUGACUUAUUGAUAAGUUUUCAGCUAUUAGCAAAAAUUUAAAGAUUGAAGUAAAAAUAAUUAAUUUAUCAUCCCAAAUAAACUGUAAGUCAUUGUCUUUACUAAUUUGUGUAUUUAAAAAUCAGAAUAUGAUCUUGAUAGUAGGUAAUCGUCCUUCUUUUUUCAUACUAGAAAAAUAUUGUUAGAGGUAUAUUGCUACCUAACAUUGGAUAAAAUAUACAUUUAUGUUGACUUUUCAGAAAUGGCGUUGAUUUCCAAAGUGCCAUUAAACAUGACUGCCACUGUUCCUGAAAUUAGAAAAGUGGAUAUAAAGAUCAAUAAAAACAUUCUAAAAGUUUCAGUUAAGGACCAAUUAAUAUUCAACUUUUUAGAAAUGAUAAAAAACAGAUAAAGAUAAUUUAGUUAACUUUUAAAAAGAAAGAUUUUUUUUAAUGUUUAUAUUAGAUUAUAUAAAAUUGUCUACAAAUUUCUAUAUUUUAUUAUUUCAAAUACAGUCAGAUUUUUGGAUUUCCUCUUAACAGCAAUACCAACUUAAACAAGACCUAAACUACCACUUGUAUGUGUGGUUUCAAUAUAAUAUCAAAUUUUGAAGCUGGCCUUUUGAGAACAUAAUUUUAAAUCAGUUUAUAUUUUGAGCCGGUAAGAGCUAUAGGCUCCUCAUAGAUAACUACUAUAAAAUCAAAAAUGUUUGCAAUGAUUUUAUAAUAGGAUCAGUUUCACAUAAAUAAAAACACAAUUAUAAAUGAGCUGCAUCGGAUAGAAAUCGACCUUAUACAAAGGAAUAUCAAUUCAUCUGUUAACCUAUUUCAAAUUGAAAAAUCUUUAUGCAAAGUCUGUUACUAUUUGAAAAUAGAGUUGAUAUAAGAACCCUACAAAACAGACCUACAUUAGUCUUUUAUUUCGUAUUUGAAUGUUCCAAAAUCAAUAAAAGUCUGAUACAUGUACAUGUAUACCUGCACUUGCUUAAGGUUGAUUUCUAUCCAACGCAGCUCAAAUUUUGAUAGCAUUAUUUGUAUGCACCUUUUUAGCUCACCGGGGCCCGAAGGGCUCCAUGUGAGCUUAUGCCAUCACUUGGCGUCCGUCGGCUGUCGUCGUCGUCGGCUGUUGUCGUAAACUAUUUCAAAAAUCUUCUCCUCUGAAACUACUGGGCCAAAUACCUUCAAACUUUAACUAAAUGUUCUUUACGGUAUCUUGUUUAUAAAUUGUAUCAGAAGUUUGUAUCGUUCGAUAAACAUGGCCACCAUGGCUAAAAAUAGAACAUAAGGGUCAAAUGCAGUUUUUGGCUUAUAUCUCAAAAACUAAAUCUUUUAGAGCAAAUGUGACAUGAGGUAAAAUUGUUUAAUUGGUCAAGAUCUAUCGGCCCUGAAAUUUUCAGACGAAUCGAACAACCUAUUGUUGGGUUGCUGCCACCGAAUUGGUAGUUUUAACAAAAUUUUGCAGUUUUUUGUUAUUAUUUUGAAUAUUAUUAUAGAUAUAUAUAUAAACUGUAAGCAGCAAUAAUGUUCAGCAAAGUAAGAUCUACAAAAAAGUUAAUAUGACCAAAAUUGUCAAUUGACCCCUUAAGGAGUUAUUGCCCUUUAAAGACAAUUUUACACAAUUUGUUCAUCAAGUUUGCUAACAUUUAAAAAUCUUCUCUGAAAUACAAGUGAGCGAUUCAGGCUCUUGAGAGCCUCUUGUCCUAUUAUCACAAUACUAAAUCUCACAUUCCUUUCUGUUGUUCAACAAUCACAAUGAUAGAGCAGGCAUAAAUUUCUGAAUUUGUAGUAUUUCUAAUGGCGCAUUUACUACAUUUAAUUGAUAAUAAUAUUAGUUGUCAACAAUUCAGCCUUAGUUAAAAAUGAUACUCUUAUCUCUCAAAAUAAUCUAAUAAUUUCACCAAAUGUUUUGCAUUUAUAGUUCAACUACUUGGUGUUAAACUAAACAAUGACAAAGUGAAAAGGAUAGUUACUUAUGUAUUAUUUAAGAUCUGAUUUUCUUGUUGCAUGAUAUAAAUUUCAGUUGGAUUUUUGUCCACAUUUCAUUAAAAUGAGGUCACAAUUUAUGCUCAAAAUAUUAGUUAUGGUGAUUUGUUUCAUAUACAAAUAUGCAAGCAGAAGUUUUUUCUUGCAGUACUUAUGUGUUUACAAAAUAUUUUAGUCUGACUUGUGUCUGUUCAUACUUAUUGCUGACAGAGUUUGCAAAUUUUGUCAGAUUUUAUUUGUCCUUUUUUCCCAUAAUGCAAAUUUUCAGUUAUAGUAUUUAUCUAAAACUUGGAAGACUAUCAUCAUUCUAGCCACACCAUUCCUGAAAAAAUGUCAAAAUAAACCAAAAAACUGUUGUCAGUAAUUUCGGUGUACAACAUUACUGGUUCCUCUGAUCUUAAUGCAAUGAAGUUUUUAUAUGACCCCAAAUUUACGGGAAGGUUUAGUCAUUGUUAUCUUCAUUGUUCUUUAGCAAUGUUUUGUCCCUCAAAAUUACUUUAGAUGUAGUUGAUAAUUCCUUGUUAAAUUUGAACUUUAUGUUCAUUGGCUCUACCCAUUUCUGAAAAAUAGACAAUGGAGAAACAUAAAAGGUACUAUGAAUGUUUUCAUUAUAAAAACCUGUCACUGAAAUGUGUUUAUAUAUUUUCACAUUUACAGAAAAAUUGCAAAAAAAAUGCUCUAUUGCUUUGUAAAUUUUAAUUUUCCAUAUGAUUUCAAUGAUUUUUUCCCUCAGGUUCCUCUAAUGAGCUUAAGAAUGUACAAAGUGGUUUUGUAUAGCUCUUAGUGUUAUAAAGCUUUAAAUGACAAAAGGGACCAACAUUUGCUCUUUUCUUUGGUCCCAAAAUUACCAUGUUUAACUAUUAGUGUUUCAAGCAAAAUGAUUCCCUUUGAUUUACAUGUGGUUAUUUUCCUGUAUCAAUGUUGUGGUUGGUUGUUUAAUGCUGUGCUCAGCAUAGGCUUUUCUUUUUGUUGUAUUCUUAAUAUAAAAAAAGAUCCCUAUAUGUUGUUUUGCAACAAAUUUGACAUUGUUUUUAGUUUCCAAAUUACAAGAGGCCCAGCUGUAGUUAUCCUAAAGAAAUCCUGCUUGCAUUUAUAUAAAAAUCGAUUAAAAGAUGUCUCCUGUGGGAUUAUGAGAAACAACGGGAAGAGGGUUCUUAAAAUUACGUUCCCUUAUAGCCAAAAUGAUGUUUUCUUUUAGAUACAGGUCUGAUUUGUAUGCAUUUUUAUGUGGCAAUUGUUAGCAAAUUUCUUAAGCUCUUUUCAUUUCCAAGGUAUGUUUCCAGUUAAUGUGCACUUGUUUGUUCCCCUUAAUAUUUAAAUGUAAUACCCCCAUUUUAGGAGUGGAACCUAUAUUGUAUAUACCUUGUCAAACUACUAGUAUCUUUUCAUGACAAAUAUUUCCAGCAAACUUUUCUCAUUUACUUCUGAACAGAAUGACUAUAUAUGGUCAGCAGCUUGGCAGUGAUGAGUUGAACCUAUGAGAUUUUUUCUAUCUGUCUGACACCCUCUUCCUGUUUUCCUAUACCUUGAAUUACAAUGCGAGUAUGCUUAACAUGCAAAAGCAUGCCACUUUCUUGUUUUACUUCCCUUGUCAGUAUGGCACAGUCAUAUCAUGUUGCAUCUGGUGAGGCCUUUUAUCCGUCAUUUGUUUUUAUCACAUUUUAAGAUGAAACAUCAAUUUUAAUAAAUAACUGAAUUUGCAAUACCCUCUUUGAUUACAUUAUUUGACAGAUGUAUAUUUUAUGAACAUGUCAAUGUUGCUAAUUCAUUAUCACUAAGCAUUAUUACCUUGUGUCUAUAUAUAUGUAUGCCUUUAUUGUUUAUUUUAGUUCAUUGUUAGAGCCUUCAACUGUUUUAUUAUGGUGCUUUUCAUAGAUUUUAUUUUUAAAUGGAGUUUACAUUAUUAAAGUUCAUAUUGAA
Messenger RNA from Mytilus californianus (California mussel), 11722 nucleotides. RefSeq lists its product as uncharacterized. The coding region runs from base 430 to 4623 and encodes 1397 amino acids. The transcript is spliced from 14 exons. Lineage: Eukaryota; Metazoa; Mollusca; Bivalvia; Mytilida; Mytilidae. Gene Ontology annotation, molecular function: protein binding. The record is from RefSeq and is a predicted model, not a curated record.